CUCACCACUACCCUUGAAUAAUCAGUGUAAAGUAAACGAUAAACAACAAGUCUACAUACGCAAUUUUCAUUGAUUCCGUCUUUACAUACCCUCCACACGCUCUUCACACUUAAUCUUCAAUUAAAGAAAGAAACCAACACAUCAACUACAACGUGCGACCAACAACACCCAUUUUCUCCCUUCAUCUUUUGACACCUAACGUGCGAUUGGAGAAAUAAUAUUCAAUUUCUUGACAUUUAAUGUGUACUCACCCAAAUUCAUUGACUUCAAUUAUAGACUCUUGGUUGCCCAUCAGGUGUUCGAUGUAUUGCCUAGUUGAAUAUCUUUGUCAAAGCUUAUCAAUUUGGGGUUUUUUCUUGUGAUUUUUUGUGGGUUUUGAGUGUAAAUUGGUUCUGGUUGGAUUUCGAUGGAGCAGUUAGAUUCAAAGAUGCAAUAAAGUUUUGCUUUUUGGCUGCUCAACAGUUUUAUAAUAAUUUAGAAAAAUGGGCACACUUAAUCAUCUGCAGAUGGUGGGAUUCAAUUCCCAUGUGGAAUUGGGAUCGAUAGAGGGGAAGCCGAUUAUGGAGCCACAAGACGAGGGUCAUUCCGGUUCAGUAUCAACGAAAAGAAAUAUGUUUCCUGUUAAAGCAGUUGUUGAAUUUUGGGGGAAAAAAUAUAUAUGGAGUACAGUAAUUACUAGCAUAAAGAUUGCUUUUUUAUCUGAUAAGAUUAAUUUACUUAUACCUUUUGGCCCAUUAGCAAUACUGGUUGAUUACUUCACUGGUCAUCAUGGUUGGGUCUUUUUCUUGAGCUUGUUGGGCAUCAUACCGUUGGCAGAACGUUUGGGUUGGGCUACCGAGCAGUUGGCUUUCUACACUGGGCCUACAGUUGGGGGUCUUUUGAAUGCUACUUUCGGCAACGCAACAGAGUUGAUAAUAUCAAUGUACGCAAUGAAACACGGUAUGCUACGUGUCGUACAACAAUCAUUACUCGGGUCAAUUUUGUCAAACAUGUUGCUUGUUCUCGGAUGUGCGUUUUUCUGUGGAGGAAUCGUUCAUCCUAAUAAACAACAAGUGUUCAACAAGUCAAAUGCUGUAAUGAGCUCCGGAUUACUGUUAAUGGCAGUUAUGGGUCUGUUAUUCCCAGCUGUUCUCCACUUCACACAUACCGAAUUGCAUUUCGGGAAAUCGGAAUUAGCACUUUCAAGAUUUAGCAGUUGUAUAAUGCUUGUAGCGUAUUGUGGAUAUAUCUUUUUUCAGUUGACUAGUCAAAGGAACAACUCGUAUACCCCGAUCAUGGAGGAAACUAAUCCGGACGAUGGUGGUUCAGAUGAUGAAGAAUCUCCGGAUAUUUCGAAGUAUGAAUCGGUUAUCUGGCUCAGCAUCUUGACACUUGUCAUUUCGGUUCUUUCGGAAUAUCUAGUCAACACAAUUGAGGGCGCUUCUGUUGCGAUGAAUAUUCCAAUAGCAUUUAUUAGUGUUAUUCUGCUUCCUAUUGUUGGAAAUGCAGCAGAACAUGCUAGUGCGAUUAUAUUUGCAGUUAAAGACAAGCUUGAUAUAUCUUUAGGAGUGGCGAUUGGCUCAUCAACACAAAUAUCUAUGUUUGCGAUACCUUUUUGUGUGGUGGUUGGGUGGAUCAUGGGACGUCCACUGGACCUAAAUUUUCAACUUUUCGAGACCGCAACUCUUAUUAUGACGGUUCUGGUAGUGGCUUUCAUGUUGCAGGACGGAACGUCUAAUUACUUCAAGGGAUUAAUGCUUGUAUUUUGUUAUUUGAUAGUCGGUGCAAGUUUUUUUGUACAUGUAGAUCCUCAAUCUAUACAAGAUAAACCGUAAAAGCCGUAGUUGCAGAAGAUAAACCCCUUCAGUUCUACAUUUUCUUAAAUGUCUUUCAUGAUGGUGUAAUUUUUAUUGCAUACUACUACUAUGUAAUAGUAGUUCAUAAUUGUUAUCCAUGAUGGCUGUAGAUAUAUUCAGUUUUCAAUAUUAGUUAAUUCUGGUAUUUUUA
This is a messenger RNA of Helianthus annuus (common sunflower), 1986 nucleotides long. RefSeq names its product vacuolar cation/proton exchanger 3. The coding region runs from base 483 to 1814 and encodes 443 amino acids. Gene Ontology annotation, biological process: intracellular calcium ion homeostasis; calcium ion transmembrane transport. Gene Ontology annotation, cellular component: plant-type vacuole membrane. NCBI's taxonomy places the organism in Eukaryota, Viridiplantae, Streptophyta, Magnoliopsida, Asterales, Asteraceae. Gene Ontology annotation, molecular function: calcium:proton antiporter activity. The record is from RefSeq and is a predicted model, not a curated record. The transcript is spliced from 13 exons.